This is a messenger RNA of Drosophila eugracilis, 697 nucleotides long. RefSeq names its product probable 39S ribosomal protein L49, mitochondrial (gene mRpL49). The transcript is spliced from 2 exons. The coding region runs from base 97 to 636 and encodes 179 amino acids. Gene Ontology annotation, cellular component: mitochondrial large ribosomal subunit; ribosome. Lineage: Eukaryota; Metazoa; Arthropoda; Insecta; Diptera; Drosophilidae. Gene Ontology annotation, molecular function: structural constituent of ribosome; translation initiation factor activity. Gene Ontology annotation, biological process: translational initiation; translation. The record is from RefSeq and is a predicted model, not a curated record.
UCGAUACGUUUUCUCAUCACUAGCGGCCGCACUUUCGUAACAAUUGCUAGUGUUUUUAUAUUUUUAAGAAAGAUUGCUUAAUAUUCUGUCAAAAACAUGGCAACCAGCGGAAAAAUUCUGCUAAGCAGCAGUCUCUGCCAAAAACUGAGUCAAUUCGCUAGGCAGAUUCACAUGCACCCGGCCCUUCUGUCCAGUUUUCGGUCAUCCCGUGAAGUUCAGGAGCUGGACAAGUACCCCGACGUUGAAGUACUAACCAAUCCGCCCGAGUGGCGGUUUGUAGAACGCCUAUUGCCGGCGGAAACAGUUCCACAGCCGGCGGAAAAAUCCAAAUAUCCCUCAGGCUGGCAGCCACAAAAGGAGAAUGGCUCGGAACUUGGAUAUUAUGUAGGCAGGACAAAGAAUCACAUGGUGCCAGUGUAUCUGCACACCAAGUUUCGUGGCCAGCGAAGGAUCACAGUGGUGCGACGUGUUCAAGGAGAUAUUUGGUCGCUGGAAAAGGAUCUGCGAGCAGUGGUGGAGAAAUCACGGAAUGGAAAGCUCUGCGCCACACGGAUCAACGAACUAAGCGGGCAAAUCCAUUUUCAUGGCGAUCAUGUGGACCUUCUGCGAGAUUAUCUCAAGGAAAAGGGCUUCUAAAGAUACUCAGAUAUGUCCAUCCUUUUUCGCAAUAAACUCUCUUCUGUUGAUUUAUGAUGAA